AUGGCCAUUAUAUCUUCAUAUGAGCCAGACAUUCUAGAUGAGUCAGACAUUCUAGAUGAGCCAAACAUUCUAGAUGAGCCAAACAUUCUAGAUGAGUCAGACAUUCUGGAUGAGCCAAACAUUCUAGAUGAGCCAAACAUUCUAGAUGAGUCAGACAUUCUAGAUGAGUCAGACAUUCUAGAUGAGUCAGACAUUCUAGAUGAGUCAGACAUUCUAGAUGAGUCAGACAUUCUAGAUGAGCCAAACGUUAUAGAUGAGUCAGACAUUCUAGAUGAGUCAGACAUUCUAGAUGAGUCAGACAUUCUAGAUGAGUCAGACAUUCUAGAUGAACCAGACAUUCUAUAUGAGACAGACAUUCUAGAUGAACCAGACAUUCUAGAUGAGCCAGACAUUCUAGAUGAGUCAGACAUUCUAGAUGAGCCAGACAUUCUAGAUGAGUCAGACAUUCUAGAUGAGUCAGACAUUCUAGAUGAACCAGACAUUCUAGAUGAGCCAGACAUUCUAGAUGAGCCAGACAUUCUAGAUGAGCCAGACAUUCUAGAUGAGUAA
Biomphalaria glabrata is the source of this 549-nucleotide messenger RNA. RefSeq lists its product as uncharacterized. The record is from RefSeq and is a predicted model, not a curated record. The transcript is spliced from 2 exons. Lineage: Eukaryota; Metazoa; Mollusca; Gastropoda; Planorbidae. Bases 1 to 549 code for a protein of 182 amino acids.